This is a messenger RNA of Rosa rugosa (rugosa rose), 625 nucleotides long. RefSeq names its product large ribosomal subunit protein eL43-like. Gene Ontology annotation, biological process: translation. The coding region runs from base 1 to 390 and encodes 129 amino acids. The record is from RefSeq and is a predicted model, not a curated record. Lineage: Eukaryota; Viridiplantae; Streptophyta; Magnoliopsida; Rosales; Rosaceae. Gene Ontology annotation, cellular component: ribosome. The transcript has 5 exons. Gene Ontology annotation, molecular function: structural constituent of ribosome.
AUGCUCUAUAAAAGCGAAGAAAGCAAGUUAGGGUUUCUCCUAUUGCUCAGAGAAGUCAGUAGCAGCCGCUUCUCCACUUUCAGAGUCAGCGACCUUCUCCUAUCCCCAACCAUGACUAAGAGAACGAAGAAGGCUGGAAUCGUUGGGAAAUAUGGUACCCGUUAUGGUGCCAGUCUGCGUAAGCAGAUUAAGAAGAUGGAAGUCAGUCAGCACAGCAAGUAUUUCUGUGAAUUCUGCGGCAAGUAUGCUGUGAAGAGGAAGGCUGUUGGCAUCUGGGGAUGCAAGGACUGUGGCAAAGUGAAGGCUGGUGGUGCCUAUACUUUGAACACUGCUGCAGCUGUUACAGUUAGAAGCACCAUCAGGAGGCUGAGGGAGCAAACUGAGAGUUAAGCUGCUGUUGGUGUACUCUUCUGUGUGUCGGGCAAUUUCAGCUUUUUGUAGGCUUUCAAACAGUUUUGAGAAAUUCUUCUCCUAUUACUUGUUAUUUUAUUUUCAAGAACUAUGGAUGUCAUUGUUGACUUGUGGUAGCAUCUUUAAUCAGAGAUUAUUAUUAUUUCGCUGUCUUGGAAGUUAUUCGGUUGCUAGUGCAAUGGAAUUAUUAAUCAAUGACUCAAUUUCUGUUUUA